This is a messenger RNA of Brassica rapa (field mustard), 6791 nucleotides long. RefSeq lists its product as uncharacterized. NCBI's taxonomy places the organism in Eukaryota, Viridiplantae, Streptophyta, Magnoliopsida, Brassicales, Brassicaceae. Gene Ontology annotation, molecular function: zinc ion binding. The record is from RefSeq and is a predicted model, not a curated record.
AAUAAUAUACCAUAGCAAAUAGAAAAAAAAUAUUUUUUUUGGAUUAUAAAAUUUAUUUAUAUGUUCGUACCAAUUAAAUUAUAUAAGUAAUAGUUACUGACUUUUUAUUAUUAAAUAUAUAUUUAUUAUUUUAUAAUAUAUUUAAAAUAUAAUAUAUAAAAUAAUUUUUAUAUAUAAUGUUUAUUCUGCGCAAGGCGCAUGUCUUAACCGAGUCCAACAUUAAUCCUGGUCAAUGGUCAUAGAUAUAGGUUCUUAAUCAAAUGGUGUAAACACAUUUAUAACAUUCGAAGCAAAACCAUUAGUAAAAAAAAAACAUUCGAAGCCAACUUUUGACUUUGUAGAAAUGGAAUAUAAACCUUAUCUUCACAGUUAAGUUGGGUUGGUAUAAAAUUGCUCAAAUAUACAGUACAAAAUUACAAAUAGUACAUAUGUACAAGAAAGAAAGAAAAAAUAAAUGCUUGUGGUGAUCAAUGCUACCGUUACUGUUCACCUAAAUUAUUACUAAAUGGUAAAACUGAAUAUUAAAAUAAACGGUUUAUUUUGAAAAUAUGCAGCAUAAAAAAAAUUAUUCAGCCAUAAGAAAUUAAGUAUAUUUUCUAAGUACUUUCACUCUUAACAUAAGUUCCUACUUAUUUUGAAAACGCUGAAUGCAACAUUUAUAGUUGUGCUAGUCUGCUAGAUGCGUUGAAAGUUGAAACACACCCAACAUGCCGGAGCCAAUAUCCAUUAAAGUCGUGAUAUGUAAAAAAGAAGGUUUUAUAUUCCGAUUACUUUCAGAUAUUUUUUUUCACCCACAAUUAGAAAAUUUAUUACAAAAUUUAAAUAUAUAUAACAAAAAAUAAUACUACUACAGAUUAUUAAACUAUAAAUCUUGAUCUAAACAAAAACUACAAAAAAUAAGAGGGGACCAAUAAUUUUGCUUUGUCCCUAAAGGGAACUAUACGAUUAAACCCUAUUAGUUCUUCUAAUUACCGGAAGCUGAAUGUUAAUCAUUCAGGUAAUUGGAUUUGAAAACAUGUAUGUAAUCUAGGGCUUUUAGUUGGAUUAUUUGUGGUCUGAAGUUGGAUUUGAUAUCUCAACCAGUUUCUGGUACAAUAAUUGAAUUAUUUUGGAGCCGUUGACUGAGUUAAUAAGAUAAAGUGGACCAAGAAGAGUCUUUGGGUUUACCAAUCAAAUCAAUACUGACAUAGUCACAUAUAGUAUUAGAAACGACAUGUGGUGGAUAACGUCUUCUAAAAGCAGAAACCCUAUCUUAGAGAAUGCUUAUCUAAUCCAUAUGACAUGGUAAGUUUGAAUGUUGAUGACAUCUGAGAUGUUCCCUAUAUUAGAGACUUGGAAUUCCAUUCACCAUUAUGAUAUUGAAGUCUGUUGCAUAAAGCGGUAUGGUACAAAGAAAGGUAUACCACCGAAAUAUAUCUUUGUAAAUUGGGUCAUAGUCAGUAGUAACUUACAUAUUGGACACAUAUCGAGAAGAUAAGGUCUUCAGAUUCCCCCCCCCCCCGGAUUAUCUUGUUUACAGUAAUUUGGCAAUAUGUGAUUUCACUUUUUCUUCAAUUAUUCUUAUAGUCUGAGAUAUAAUUUGUUUUCUUCUCCAAAGCUCAUUCACCUACUAUUUGUAUGCGAAGAUGAUAUUAUACUUAUUGCCUAACUUAAGUAGAUAUAAGAAUGUUGAUCUGGUUUUGGAAUGAGCUCUUCAAACUUAUACACCGAUAUGUACGAGAAUAAAUUCGAGAUUACAUUCAUGAACCUCUAGACAAAGAUUAGUAGUCAUAACUGUUAUAUCCGGAAGUGUAUUAAAAGAAGUGUAUUCAUUCUAAAAUUGAAAGUGAUUUGAUUUUUAAUGAGAUUUUGUUAAACCACUCUAUAAUAUUUCUUAAAAACAUGAGAUUUGAGUUUUAUUUUUCUAACUAAACAAUUCCACCAUACAUUCACUUGAAAACUUUACAACUCACCACUUAAAAUAUUUUCAAUAACAAUGAAUUUUAAAAUACUUUAUGAAAUGUCAAGUUCAAUAAUAAUAUAUUUUAAAUUAGUUUUUAAAAUCCAUAUUUGAACAAAAGUAUAUUUGUCAUUUUAAUACAAAUCAUCUACAAUUCUCAGUUGAAUAUACUUCUUUUAAAUUUCGAUGCACCAGUAAAAAACCAACAUUCGUUGGACCGGACGUAGGAUAAGUAUGUAUUUAAAAAAAAAAAACAAAUCAUAUUUUGACACUACUAUAAAUAUGAGUCUGAAAAUUGUAAAAUUAUUUAUUCAUAUAAUAAUAUACAAAUCAUAAACAAGUAUUGACCUCAAUCUCUUUUGUUUUGUUUGCUUUUUUCAAGUUAGAUUUGCGUUUGUUCAAAAUAAUAAUGUUCAAAUUAUUAGUUUAUAGCAACUUAUAGUCAUAGUGGCUUAGUGUAGUGCACGGGCUAAUUCCCUUGUAUCGAGAAUUAAACCAUCCUAAAUAUGAAUGGUUAUUUUUAAAAUCAAAAAUUUUAAAUGCUGAUUUCGGACUUAUGUAAAUUAUGUGCUUAAAAUCUGGAAUUUCCAUGGUAAAUGUAUCCAUGAUUAAGCAUCAUAUUGAAUCCGUUUAAUUAACCAAUAGUUAUGAUAAAUUGUUUUUUUUAAAACAAAUAUACAUAGUUCUUUGUAAAUGUAUUUUGGUUGUGUAUACGUAUAAUAUAGCAUUGCAGAUAAGAGAACAUAUGACUAACGUUUGAUCAAAGAAAUUACCUUAGACGAUAUCUUACCUUGCAACCUGGUUCUCCUUGUUCUGAAAGCAUGAAAUAAGACUAAUUUUUGGAUAUGCAGAUCACAUGUUAAAUGUGAGCUUCUUGCUCUCAAAUCUCUAAUCUUUAAGAAUGAUCGUAUUGCAUUUUUUAGAGUAACUUUUUCCUCUACUUUAUUUACUCCAAACACUAAAAACAUAUAUAUACCAUUCAAAUGAAACUUAAUGUUUUUGUGUUUUAUUCCACUUACUAUUUAGAAAAAAAAAGAAAACACACUUAGUUUUACUAUGUCUUUUGAUAGAGUAAUAAUAUUUUCACCAACUUUUUUCCCCCCAUUUCCACUUUUUAUUCUAUUGAUAUCCAAUCAUAUUCAAAGAAUAGUUGAAACCCUCUCUUAAUUAAUGAAAAUAAAAAUUACAAAAUCACAAAUAAAGUAAUAUUUUUUUUUCAUUUUGAAAAAUCUGUGUUUAAAAUUAAUUGUCUUUAGAAUUUUGAUUAGUUAGAAAUUGUAAAAACUAAAAUAAAUAUUUAUAGUAAAUUUUAACGUGUAUUAGACCAUCCGCAACGGUGGUUUUAACACAAUCCUUAGUAGUUAAUCCUUAACUAUUAGGAUUAUAAUACUAAUAUUUAUGGGAGAAAAGCUAAGGAUAAGUCCUAAGCUAAGGAUUAAAAUGUGUUGGUCCUAAAUGACGUGGCAGGAGCAAUUGGGUCGAACUCGUGUAGGGUUUCGCGACUUCAUUUCAUUUGGACGCAACACGAAAAAAAAAAAUCAGAGACGGCGAUUAAGACGAUCUUUCUCUCGACCGCUGAGAAGAGAAAUCGAAGGGUUGUCGUCACUAAAGAGGAUACUCGAAGGGUUCUCGACGGUAGCGAAGGUUAAGGAAACAUGGGACGAUAUAGCUACAGCCAGCCUUCAUCAUCAGAGGAGUAUGAUAUAGAUAUAACUUCGCUUCUUCAAGCGGAAGCUGAUCUCUACGCUGACGAAGCUGACAGUAGGGACAACAUAGCUGAGGCCGUUGAGUACCUUCCUCAACCUGAGUGUGAUGACGGAAUCCCCAAGACCUGCUACUGUGGUGGUGAGGCAGUUGUUGAAACUUCUUACACAAGCAAAGAUCCAGGGAGAAGGUACUUCACUUGCGGGAAUGCGGAUGAUGGAGACUGCCAUGUGUGGAAAUGGUGGGAUGUGGCGGUCAUGGAGGAGUUGCGUGAUUAUCAGAGACAACUUAGGGAGGUAAAGGAUCAAGCUAAUGAGAGUGACGAGAAGCUGGUUAAGGUCGAGCAGACUGUGGAGCAGUUAGUUAAGAAGAAAACAGGGAUUGCAAAUGGCUAUCCAUUGCUUGUAUGUGUGUUGCUUAGUGUAGUAUUUCUACUAUGUAUGGUGAUCAUGUUCAAGUGGGUUGCAGAGAAGGAGAACGUGUUAACAGAGAGCAUGGUUAGUUUCAUUCCUUCUGCUUAUAAUUUUCUUGAAAAACAUGACUCUUUUAUCUUAUGUCUGUUCAGGAAGAGCUUCAGGAAGAGCUUCAGAGAAGCGGGCAAAAUGAUGAUGACGUGAUGAAAGCUGCCCUCGAUAUCUUCUUCAAUAACUACUCCAGCAAGUUCGCACUCGAACAUGCGUGGAGGGAGCUGAGGCAUGAGAAGAAAUGGUGCUCCGCCUUUCUCUCUAAGGACAAGCGUAAACAACCGGUAGAGGUUGAUGGAGAAGACGCGGUGGCAGCAGGAGAGGCUAGACCUAUAGGUGUCAAGGCUGCUAAAGCUUCUAUCAAGCGGAAGAAAAGUGGAAGAGAUGAUGAGUUGGAGAAGAUUCAAGGCAUUAUGGAAAUGAAAGAGAAGAUAUCUAAACGCAAAGUGCUUGAGCGUUUAAUUGCCAAAACUGGUCCACUAUCUGAGAUGGAAACAUCUUUAAAAAUGAAACUACUGUCUGAAAUGCUGUGAUGUUUAGUUAAAGGAAGUCACGGACUAGUUAAGGUUUUCAUGUUGUGUUGAGUAGUUAGUACACUUUGUUAACUCUUGGUAACUCUUGCUAACUCUUGGAAUUUUUUUUUUGGUUGUUGCAGGUAGUACAAGGUCACGGGUGUGAAAGGAAGUCACGGGUCUGUUUUGCUGUUUUCCCAUUCACGGGUCUGAAGGAAGUCACGGGUGUGAAGUUUCACUUCUAUAAAUGAAGCUGUUUAGUCGUUUUAGCUAUGUAUCUCCUUUGUUUCCUUAGUUUUCUUUCUCCUAUGCAACUGUAUUCUCUCCCUAGUUAAUGUAUGGUACUUGUAAUGUCGGAUUUGAUCUCUAAACAACUUGCUUCUCUUUCAAUCAAACAGACUCUUCUCUAUUAACUUUGCAUACUUCAAAUCAAACACAAAUCAUCUCCUUAAACUGAAAAACCGACAGGUACAAGGAAGGAGAAGGCAAAGCGAACACAAACCGACAUCUUGUAAAACUGAAAAACCGACAGGUUCAAGGUCGCAGGUUCAUGUUUAUUAUAUAUAAUCUUGCCAACUCUUGAAUAAGAAAGUAGCUUAAAUUCAAACUAAACUUUCACACCAACCGGAAUUUUGAUUAAGAAAGUAGCUUAAAUUUAAAAUAUCAUGCACAGUUUAUUAUAUAUAAUCUUGCUAACUCGUGGAAAUUUUUUUUUUAAAUAGUUAGAAUUAUAAUUAAAAAAAUAAGCUUAGUUUCCAUUAUAUUUAUAAUUUUAAAAUCGUUAUCCAUUUUUUUAAAUCCAACCGGAAAUUUUUUCUGCAGGAGCUACUACAAAUAAAAUGUCAUCAUCGUCGUCCGAUGAAGUUGAAGAAAGAUUGGACGAAAUUAUCGACGAUAUCAUAGACGAAACCUACAUCAACAUUGUGGAAGGCCAACCCUCUAAGCCGAGGACACGCGCUUAUAUAGAACGAGACCGCGAAAUAGGACACAACCAAUUAUGGAAUGAUUACUUCAGCGAAGAUGCGACAUUCCCGCCAUAUUUAUUCAGACGCCGUUUCCGUAUGAACAAAGAAUUAUUCUUGCGUAUUGUCCAUCGCCUCUCAGAACACGUUCCAUUCUUUCAACAAAGAAGAGAUGCAACGGGGAGGUUUGGUCUUUCUCCACUACAAAAAUGUACGGCUGCUAUUCGUCUCCUAGCUUAUGGUUCUGCAGCUGACGCGGUUGAUGAAUAUCUCAGAGUUGGUGAAAGCACGGCAAUUUCGUGUUUAAAGCAUUUUAAUGAAGGAAUAAUUCGGUUAUUUGGUCCUGAGUAUCUACGAAGACCGACAGAAGAGGAUCUUCAGCGACUACUCCAUAUUGGAGAGAUACGCGGGUUUCCUGGGAUGGUAGGAAGCAUCGACUGUAUGCAUUGGAGGUGGAAAAAUUGCCCAACGGCUUGGAAAGGACAGUAUACCCGGGGAUCAACAAAACCGUCAAUUGUGUUAGAGGCGGUAGCUUCACAAGAUCUUUGGAUAUGGCACGCUUUCUUCGGUCUUCCAGGUACCUUAAACGAUAUUAAUGUCCUCGAUCGGUCUCCUGUUUUUGAUGACAUUAUUCAAGGUCGGGCUCCGAGGGUAGAGUACAUGGUCAACGGACACAUGUAUAAUUUGGCGUACUACCUCACAGACGGUAUUUAUCCAAACUGGUCAACAUUUAUCCAAUCUAUCUCACUCCCUCAAGGUCCUAAAGCAGAGUUAUUUGCUAAAGUUCAAGAAUCAACCCGAAAAGAUGUGGAGCGGGCUUUUGGAGUUUUACAAGCUCGAUUUGCGAUUGUGAAAAACCCGGCACUUUCAUGGGACCAGGAACAGAUAGGGAAGACUAUGAGAGCAUGUAUCAUAUUGCACAAUAUGAUAGUCGAAAAUGAACGAGAUGGAUACAACACUCAGUACGAUACAUCUGAAUUUGAAGAAGGAGAUGUAGCCAGCAGUUCACGAGUGCAUAAGUCUCGUGGUACAGACAUCCCUCCAAGCAUCAAUGAAAUGCGUGCCAUUCGGUUUCAGGUUCGCGAGACGGAAACACAUCACCAAUUGAAGAAUGAUUUAAUUGAAAAUAUUUGGAACAAAUUUGGGGAUGAAAAUUAAUAGUUAUUGUAAUUUUAUAUGUUUAAUCAUGUAAUAAAUAAAUUUUUAUAUC